CGGCUCCACUACUACAUCCGGGACAUUGUGUCAGGUUCACGUGUCGGCUCAGCUGUCAGGACUCUGCUGCAUGUGAAGAAGCUCCGGCUGCUUCUCCACCUCCUCCACCUUUAACUCCAGCUAUCGAGAGAAGAGAUGGCGCUGAUGGGAAUCCAGCUGGUGGUCAGCUUGCUGGCUGCCAGCAUUAUGCAGAGGAUGGCUCCGCAUUGUUCGUUCGCACGCUGGCUCCUCUGCAAUGGCAGUCUGUUCCGGUUCAAACACCCGUCAGAAGGAGAGCUGUGCGCGCUGGCCGGGAAGCAGAUGCCCAAACAGAACAGGAGAGACAGGAGACAGAAUGGGGAGAGCAAACCUCUCACUGUGCCCAAAGACAUCGACCUUCACCUGGAGAAAGCUCCAGUCAACACCAUUGACGCUCUUGUCCUGCGUUUCUUCCUGGAGUACCAGUGGCUGGUAGAUUUUGCAGUCUAUGCAACGGGCGUCUUCCUGUUCACCGAGUGUUACUACAGCGUUGUAGAUGCCAGAAAAGAGGUCAACAUCGGAGCCAUCUGGUGUGUCCUGACUGUUCUCUUCAGCUUAAAAACCCUUCACACUCUGAUGAGCCACUACUUUCGCUCUGAAGAGGGCGGCGAGCGCUCGGUGUGCCUUGCCUUUGGCUUCCUGUCUCUGCUCGUGGCCAUGCUGGUGCUGGUGGUCAGAGAGGACUAUCUGGAGUUCGGCCUGGAGUCGGGCUUUUCUAGCCUCUUUGACAAUUUGGAAAUCUUUGCCAAACAGCAGGGCUACGCUGACUGGUCAAUCCCGGUGACCAAACUGACCGUGAAGCUCGGUCUGGCCGCUGUCUGUGCUUAUAUCGGAUCUCUCCUGGCCUUCCCCGGCCUGCGACUGGCUCAGACACAUCUCGAUGCCGUACAGAUGAACUCAGACCGCCCGCUCAUCCAGAUUCUGCUGCACAUGAGCUUCCUGUCUCCAGUCGUCGUGUUGAUUCUCUGGGUGAAACCCAUUGCAAGGGACUUCCUGGCCAAUGCACCUAUGGGGAAGACCUCUAUCACAAUAGUCUCCAGCGCGGCAUUCGACAGCAUGCGCCUGUGGAUCAUCGUGGCGAUGUGUGCGCUGCGGCUUGCGCUGACUCGUUACCACAUGCAGGCCUACCUCAAUCUGGCUCAGAAGUGGGUGGAGCAGAUGAAGAAGGAGGCAGGACGCAUCGCAGCGAUUGACAUUCAGAGAAAGGUCACGCGGAUCUUUUGCUACCUGACCGUGAUUACUCUCCAGUAUCUGGUUCCUAUUUUUCUCAUCCUGUUCUCCACACUGGCACUCAAGGCACUAGGGGACUUCUCCUGGCAGACCGGUGCUGAGGAGACCCCCGGGGUGACACCAGCCCUGGUGAUGCCCACAGCAGCACCCGUGCAGCCCGGUGGUCUCGAUGAAGACGAAGAGGGGGUGGAUGAUAUGGAGGAGGACAUCCAGGCCACAGUAGCGCGCCUGUCGGAGACCUUCACAGCGCUGCGAUCUGUCCUCACACCGCUUUUCUUCCGAGGUUUCUUCGCCUUCCUCACGUGGUGGGUGGCUGCCUGCCAGGUCAUCAGCUCUCUGUUCGGCAUCUACUUCCACCAGUACCUUAUGCAGAACUAACUGAGGAGUGCCACGAAGUCCUACCUGCAGUGCGACUCCAGCCCACAGCUGUUGUUAUGCCGUUGCGAGAGACAGCAGAGGGGACAUUUCAUUGAAACACACAAAUACAGACAGAAUGCACCUUGUUUUUUCGGCUGCAACAGAAGUUUUGAGCGAGGUUUGUUGAGAGUAGACAGAUGAAUGGGCGCUGUCUGCUGCAACAUUGACUAUCUUGUUGCCAUUAUGACUUUUUGUGACCAGCAGGCUUCUGGUAUCAAUAACACAGUGGGCCUGUAUCACAAAACAACUUUAGUCUGGCACUCUUUGCGUUGCCUGACGUUUAAUCGCACGUAUCACGAAGGUGGUUUUAUCGGCUGGUUCGGUUAACUCGGGGGUUUACUGAUCCAGCUACAGGUCAGUUAUUAAUUACAUGCGACAUCAAAAGAACACAGUGAUAUCACACACAUGGAAUAGGAUAAGCAAUAAUUUCCAAAUUAUACAAGUAAGACUAUAUAAAAGGGUAAGAAUUAAGUCUGUUUCUUUAAAUCUCUCAAUUAAAAGUGACUUAUAAACAGUUAAAGCAAAGAAGAAAAGAAAGAAAUUGCAAAUACGAUAGUACGAUAACCAUUUAUUUUUGUCUCAUCGAUUCUCCUCCUCCAUAAAAAAUGUCUCUAUUGCUCCUUAAUAUUUGUCCCUUUUAUUGUAAAGUCAAUAUUUCCGUCCAUGUUGGGAUCCCAUAGAAACGAUGACCUUUUGUUUAUCCAUCCAUCUGAUGAUUGAAGACAGGUUAACCGUGCAGCAUCAGUUACCACGGUGAUCAGUUCUCCCGAUUUAAAAGUGAGCCAGCUUCGUGAUACCGAGGGGGGAGAAAAAACAAAAAAAAAACGAGAGCUAAGCUACCCAAAGAUGUUCAGCGAACCCGCUGAUGAGGCUUUGUGAUACAGGCCCCCUGGUCAUCUUCCAGCUACUUCAGCGGGACGUUUUUUCCCUGCAACUUUUCAGAUGUAUCUAU
Larimichthys crocea (large yellow croaker) is the source of this 2617-nucleotide messenger RNA. RefSeq names its product transmembrane protein 161A (gene tmem161a). NCBI's taxonomy places the organism in Eukaryota, Metazoa, Chordata, Actinopteri, Sciaenidae. The coding region runs from base 136 to 1626 and encodes 496 amino acids. The record is from RefSeq and is a predicted model, not a curated record. The transcript is spliced from 11 exons.